AAUACCCCAUUCAAAGAGAGGAAGUAGAAGUGUACAAGAUGCUGGGUGAUCAUCCACAUAUUGUCCCUCACUAUGCAGGAACAUUUAGAGGCAAUCAGAGAUGUGCAAACAUUUUCAUGGAAAAAUGUGAACAAUCUCUUUAUGACUACAUGGAGUCAGUAUUGAAGAGACGACUGACACUUGAGGAAGCCAUGUUUUAUUGGCUUCAGAUACUUACCGCAGUGGAUUACUUGCACAACUUGAAAGUUCCAAUAAUUCACAAAGACAUCAAAUCUAAAAAUGUGCUGUUGACAGCAGAAGGUUCUCGGGCUAAACUGGCUGAUUUUGACUCAGCAAGGAGGUUGUAUCAUGAACUCACUGAAGCUGGUCUGAAACCCCUUGGAACAAGGGGCUUUGCUUCUCCAGAGGUUUUGGAAGAGAAACCUCAUGGCAGGCCAACUGACAUCUACAACUUGGGGUGCUUUUUCAUUGAACUGACAGUGGGAGUUCCAUCCAAAGACCUCUUGCAGGAACAGAUUGAGAAGUUAGGGAGGUCAAAUAGAGAACUUGGUCAGUUGAUAUUUGACUGCACAAGGGAGAACCCAGAGGACCGACCAACUGCACGAAGCUUGCUGCAGCAGCCAGUUGUUCAGGCAUUUAUGUCGGGGGUGCCUAUGGAACACUGAGGUCACUCAAAGUAACUUUUGCAAGGACAACUUGGGUAUUUAGUUGUCAUGAGCAAUCUUAUUUCUUGGUUAUUUUUAUAUUGUAGGUACUAGAUAGAACUUAAGUUUACAAAGUAUUACUACUGGUUGUGCUGAAUCAGUUACCAAGGUUCAAGCAGCAGUCCUUUGUGGCAAUUAAGUGGAGCAUUUUGCUAUCACGUUAAAUAUGUAGAAUAGCUUAAUGUUUUUUAAAAACUUAAAAAUUAAUGUAUUUAGUUUUAGGCUGUGAACCCCCAAGAGUGACCACCAUCUUA
Molecule: messenger RNA, 958 nt
Organism: Stylophora pistillata
Lineage: Eukaryota; Metazoa; Cnidaria; Anthozoa; Scleractinia; Pocilloporidae
Biological process (GO): protein phosphorylation
Molecular function (GO): ATP binding; protein kinase activity
Source: RefSeq, a predicted model, not a curated record